UCAGGCAGCAGCGGAGGGCGAUGGGAGCCAGCAGCCGGCUGAGCCCCCAGUCUGCCGGAUGCCAUAUUUCUCGCUCCAUCUGGGCCGGGCGAUCCUGCCGCUCGGUGGCCCCGGUGGUGGCGACCCAGCCGACCCCUUCCAAGGUGUUGCCCUUCGAGGCCAUUCCCCGCAGCGGGCACAAUGCCUGGCUCCAACCUUGCCAUAUUUGCCACUCUUUUAGGCGGACCAACAGCUUCCAAAACCUCCACCACAUCAUGCAGAAGAACUUCCAGCACUUGGGACCCAUCUACAGGGAGACGGUGGGCACCCACAGCAGCGUCAACGUGCUCCUUCCCCGGGACGCCGCCCAGCUCUUCCAGUCGGAGGGGAUCUACCCGCGCCGAAUGGGCAUUGAUGCCUGGAUCGCCCACCGGGUCCUGCGUAACCGCAAAUGCGGCAUCUUCCUGUUGAACGGGGAAGACUGGCGGGCUGACCGGCUGAUCCUCAACAAGGAGGUGAUCAGCCCCCGGGGCACCCUCAAGUUCCUGCCCUUCCUCAACACGGUGGCCGAGGACUUUGUGGAUUUCAUGCACCGGCGGGUGAGAAAGAACACGCGGCGCCUGCUCACCGUUGACCUUCACCGCGACCUCUUCCGCUUCACCUUGGAAGCCAGCAACUAUGCCUUCUACGGGGAGCGCCUGGGCCUGCUGGAGGAGAGCCCCAGCCCCGAGUCCCAGCGCUUCAUCCACGCCCUGGAGACGAUGCUGCAGACCACGCUGCCUCUGCUCUUCAUCCCACCGGGCGUCAUGCGCUGGGUGAACCACAAGCUUUGGCAAGACCACAUGGACGCCUGGGACACCAUCUUCAAGCACGCGGACAAAAGCAUACAGAACAUUUACCAGGAAUUCUGCCUGGGGAAGCCCCGCAAGUACUCUGGGAUCAUGGCCGAGCUGCUCCAGCAAGAUGAAUUGUCCCUCGACUCCAUCAAGGCCAACAUGACGGAGUUUACGGCUGGUGGGGUCGACACAACGGCCAUGCCUCUGCUCUUCACCCUCUUCGAGCUGGCCCGCAACCCCCACGUCCAGACCGCGAUCCGAGAAGAAGUCAAGGCGGCCGAGGCGGAUGGGCCCAAGGAGCUCUCCAAGCUGCUCAACUCCCUGCCGCUUCUCAAGGCAGCCAUCAAGGAGACCCUGAGGCUCUACCCUGUGGGCAUUACUGUCCAGCGUUACCCAACGCAAGAUGUGGUGAUUCAGAAUUACUGUGUUCCAGCUGGGACCCUCUGCCAGGUGGGGCUUUAUGCCAUGGGCCGCAGCCCGGAAGUCUUCAGUGACCCUGAGUGCUACAACCCGAAGCGCUGGCUGACCAAGGAGGACCACAGCUUCAAGGCCCUGGCGUUUGGCUUUGGCGCGCGACAGUGCAUCGGGCGGCGCUUGGCCGAAGCGGAGAUGACGCUCUUUCUCUUCCACAUGCUGCGGAACUUCAGGAUCGACACCGUUUCCAAGGCAGACAUUAAAACGGUCUUUGGCUUCAUCCUUAUGCCGGAGAAACCGCCUCUGCUCACCUUCAGGCCUAUUGACUAGGCCUGGGAACCACGCCCGGCCCCCUCUGGCCUCCCCUGUCCUUUCUCAUGUGACCACCUGGACUGGCCAUUAAAACAUAAGAACAUAAGAACGAGCCUGCUGGCUCAGACCAGAGUCCAUCUAGUCCAGCUCUCUGCUACUCACAGUGGCCCCCCAGGUGCCUUUGGGAGCUCACAGACCUCACUAGCAGACCUUUAGCAGACCUCACUCCUCCCAGCAAAACUCAACUGGAGCCACCAACCAAGACAUCUUGGACAGGAGACGGGCGGAUUUAACCCUUCCACGCUCCACCUAGUUUCACAACAGAAAACUAGCCUCUCUCCAUGCUGACAUCAUUUCAAGAAAGGGGGAAAUAAAUCCCCACAGCUUUUUAGAGAAGGGGAGAUACGUUUCAUAAUAACAAUCAGGGGCAGGUCCAAGGUACUGAUUUUCUGCUCCAUCUCUUCCCUUGGCUUCACAAGGCAAAGUGCGGCUGGGCCACAGGAAAAGAGGGUCUCAGGAAGGGAAGAUGCCCCCCCCCCACUUAUCUACUGUGCCCCCGCCCAUCUGGCAACAGGAUAUAUCAGUGAUGGCGAACCUUUUCGAGACCGAGUGCCCAAACCCACUUAUUUAUCACAAAGGGCCAACAGGGCAAUUGAACUUUUAAAAGUUGUUUUAUCA
Messenger RNA from Sphaerodactylus townsendi, 2219 nucleotides. Its product is annotated as cytochrome P450 11B, mitochondrial-like. The transcript is spliced from 9 exons. NCBI's taxonomy places the organism in Eukaryota, Metazoa, Chordata, Lepidosauria, Squamata, Sphaerodactylidae. The coding region runs from base 21 to 1559 and encodes 512 amino acids. Gene Ontology annotation, biological process: cellular response to peptide hormone stimulus; cholesterol metabolic process; glucocorticoid biosynthetic process. Gene Ontology annotation, molecular function: corticosterone 18-monooxygenase activity; steroid 11-beta-monooxygenase activity; heme binding. The record is from RefSeq and is a predicted model, not a curated record. Gene Ontology annotation, cellular component: mitochondrial inner membrane.